UCCUCGCCGGAAAAGGGGCGGUUGCGUAAGAUGAUCCGCUCGGGCAGGAGUUCGGCGCAGGCGAUGACCCGGGCGCGGAUUCUGCUGAAGAUAGAUGAGGGUUGGAGCGCUCCCCAAGUAGCCGCUGCUCUGGACAUCUCGGAGCGGACCGUGUUCCGGGCCAAACGGCGGUACGCCGAGGAAGGGUUGGAUGAGGUGCUGCGGCACCACAACCAGGUCCAGCGGCAUCGGAAGGUAGAUGAAAGGGUGGAGGCCCACCUG
Geodia barretti is the source of this 261-nucleotide messenger RNA. NCBI's taxonomy places the organism in Eukaryota, Metazoa, Porifera, Demospongiae, Tetractinellida, Geodiidae. The record is from the annotation of a GenBank genome assembly.